AUGAUUUCAACAAUCGGCACAACAACAAUUCAAACAACAGCACCAAACUCGUUAGUCAUGAAUCCUACGUCAAUGUUGGUAGAGAUGAAAAACUUCAUUCCUUCUUCAUAUACUUUCGAAACAAAAAUCCAGAAGAUAAAGCAAGAACUUUUAACAAGUAAUUUAGACUGUAGUGCGAAAGAUGAAGAAAAUGAAGAAUAUCUUUAUGAAAUGCAGGACAUUAUUGACCAUUUACCCAAAUUGCCUGAAAUCCAACAACAAAAACUCACUAUUCCUGAAUUCGACGAAAUUGAAGUUAAAGUUACUGACUCAGUAGAAAUAAAGAAGUUCAUACGUAAAGUAAAUUAUGAAUUCCUUGGUUUUCAUUGCAACCAUAAGGUUAUGGACAAAGAUUGCGACAUGGUAUAUAAGAAUGUUUCUGACAUAUAUAAAUCUGAAGAAUUUAAGACCUACGACAACUUUGUUUCGUUAGUUGCUGAAUGUGUUUGGGAAAUAAGAGAUAAAGAUAGAAGAGGCAAAGUAUGGAACAAACAAAUAAGACCCGCUAUGUUUGAGAUGAAGAGAGCAAUUGACGCCUUAGUUGUUUUAGCUGGUUUUAUUUCAAUGUAUAACGCAAAAAUGAACCCGCAAUGUUCAAAAUGUAAGGCAGCAAUUAGGAAAUAUAACUACUCAGUCAAAGAGAUAGAAAGAAUGAGAAACGACUAUGCAGACUUA
Messenger RNA from Trichomonas vaginalis G3, 714 nucleotides. Its product is annotated as organellar and viral DNA polymerase type B. The annotation marks the transcript as partial. The record is from RefSeq and is a predicted model, not a curated record. The transcript has a single exon. Lineage: Eukaryota; Parabasalia; Trichomonadida; Trichomonadidae.